Molecule: messenger RNA, 1449 nt
Organism: Microstroma glucosiphilum
Lineage: Eukaryota; Fungi; Basidiomycota; Exobasidiomycetes; Microstromatales; Microstromataceae
Product: ATP-dependent RNA helicase DBP5
Exons: 4
Coding region: 1-1449 (482 amino acids)
Biological process (GO): poly(A)+ mRNA export from nucleus
Cellular component (GO): cytoplasmic stress granule; nucleus
Molecular function (GO): RNA helicase activity; RNA binding; ATP binding
Source: RefSeq, a predicted model, not a curated record
AUGGGCAAGUCGGAAGCAGCGCCAGAGGCCAGGGCUGAAGCAGCCAAAGCGCCGACAGACUCGUCGUCAGGAGCAGCGGCAACAGCAUCAUCCUCAUCAGUAGCAGCAACGUCAGCAACAGUAGAGAAGGACAACUCUGCGGCGGUAUCGCAGACUACAGAAGCUGGAGCGGAAAACGAAGAGGAUGAUGACGGCAGACUGCUCAAGUCGAAGUACAAUGUCACAGUCACACUAGCAGAUCAGCAAGCAGACCCAGACUCGCCCUUAUACUCCGUCAAGUCUUUUGAUCAGCUUGGCCUGACGGAAGAGCUACUGAAGGGAAUCUACUCGAUGAAGUACCAGAAGCCAAGCAAGAUUCAAGAACGAGCUUUGCCCCUGCUUCUUCAAAACCCGCCUCGGAACAUGAUCGGACAGUCACAAUCAGGCACUGGAAAGACGGCCGCAUUCGUCUUGACGAUGCUCAGCCGAGUCGACUUUAACGUUAAUGCCACUCAAGCUAUCGCGCUGGCUCCAUCUCGUGAGCUGGCCAGGCAAAUUAUGGACGUGGUGCAAGAGAUGGGCAAAUAUACCAAGGUCAAGACUGCCUACGCCAUUCCGGAUGCCGUUCCGAGCGGAACGAAGAUAGAUGCUCACAUCGUAGUUGGUACACCGGGAAAGACGUUUGACCUGAUCAAGAGGAAGCAGAUUGACACAAAGAAUGUCAAGGUCUUUGUGCUAGAUGAGGCGGAUAAUAUGUUAGACCAGCAAGGACUGGGCGAGCAGAGUAUUCGUGUCAAGAAUACCGUUCCGAAGACUUGCCAGCUCGUGCUCUUCUCGGCCACCUUCCCAGACGUCGUGCGAGACUUCGCUACUCGCAUGGCUCCUCAGGCUAACGAGAUCCGCCUGAAGCAGGAAGAGCUGAACGUUGAUCUUAUCAAGCAAUUCUACAUGGACUGUAAGAAUGAGGAGCACAAGUAUGAAGUCCUGGUAGAGCUGUAUAAUCUGCUCACCAUUGGACAGAGUAUCAUCUUCUGCGCUCGACGAGAAACUGCGGACAAGAUUGCUCAGAAGAUGACCGCCGAGGGGCACAAGGUUGAUUCCCUGCAUGGCAAGCUCGAUACCGCCGAGAGAGAUCGCACCAUCGAUGCCUUCAGGGAUGGCAAAUCGAAAGUCCUCAUUGCAACGAAUGUCAUUGCCAGGGGUAUCGAUAUCAUGCAGGUCACGCUUGUAGUCAAUUACGAUAUGCCAGUAACGCAAUCAGGCAAGCCUGAUGCUGAGACGUACCUGCACAGAAUUGGACGGACGGGUCGUUUCGGUCGCAAGGGUGUGUCGAUCAACUUUGUGCACGAUCGCGCUUCGUGGCAAUUGAUGAACGGCAUCGAGCAGGCGCUGUCAUGCGAGAUUCUCAGGGUGCAGACGGAGGACAUCGAGGAAAUGGAGGCGACCAUCAAGAAGGCUCUGAAGGGGUGA